AUUGCCAUAGUCGGCAAGUCUCAUUGUCGUGUCUUAGCAGCUCCUGCCUAUCGUCGGCGAUUCUUUCCCUUCAGGGGCGGAGUGGCACAAUGUCUGUUCCAAAGUCCGAAUAUCUGAGCAACGUUUGGGCCGACGGCAUUUUCGCCAACCGAGUGCUCUUCAUCACUGGCGGGGCGGGAACCAUUGGAAGUGCGCAGACCCGGGCGCUCGUGCAUCUUGGUGCCGAUGCCUGCAUUAUCGGGCGCAGCGUCGAGAAGACGGAGGCCGCGGCGAAGGAGAUUGCCAAAGUCCGCAAUGGCGCCCGAGUCCUUGGCAUCGGCGGCGUAGAUGUCCGGAACUUUGAUGCCCUCAAGGCGGCAGCAGACCGCUGUGUGAAAGAGCUUGGAGCGAUCGACUAUGUCAUCGCCGGCGCGGCGGGCAACUUCGUGGCGCCCAUCUCGGGCCUCAGCCCCAACGCCUUCAAGACGGUCAUCGACAUCGACACGAUUGGCACCUUCAACACCAUCAAGGCCACGAUCCCGCACCUCGUCGCCUCGGCCGCCCGCAACCCCAACCUCAACCCGUCCGGCCUGACCGGCGGCCGCUUCAUCGCCGUCUCGGCCACCUUCCACUACACGGGCAUGCCGCUGCAGGCGCACGUCUCGGCCGCCAAGGCGGCCAUCGACUCGCUCGUGGGCUCGCUGGCGCUCGAGUACGGCCCGUUCGGCGUGACGGCCAACGGCAUCGCGCCGGGCGCCAUCGCGGGCACCGAGGGCAUGGAGCGCCUCGCCAGCAGCCGCAUGUCCAAGGCGGACCAGGACCGCGGCGUCCCCAGCGGGCGGUGGGGCACGGUGCGCGACAUCGCCGACGCCACCGUCUUCCUGCUGAGCGACGCGGCUAGCUACGUCAACGGCACCACCCUUGUCGUGGACGGCGCCGGCUGGCGCAGGCAGGGCGGGCUCGCGGUCGGCUUGGACCCCGGAAUGGUGUAUCCGGAUUUCCUGUUGAAGGGUGAGGUGAGCAAGAACCUGAAAGACGGGCGGCGAAAGAGCAAGUUGUGAAUGGGCUUGGUUACGAAAAUGUCGGCGUGUAAUUUGCCUUGGGUAUUGGGUUUCGGGACUUGUGAGGUUUCGGGACUUGCGGGGU
Thermothelomyces thermophilus ATCC 42464 is the source of this 1125-nucleotide messenger RNA. RefSeq lists its product as uncharacterized. Bases 90 to 1040 code for a protein of 316 amino acids. The transcript has 4 exons. Gene Ontology annotation, biological process: fatty acid catabolic process. NCBI's taxonomy places the organism in Eukaryota, Fungi, Ascomycota, Sordariomycetes, Sordariales, Chaetomiaceae. Gene Ontology annotation, molecular function: 2,4-dienoyl-CoA reductase (NADPH) activity. The record is from RefSeq and is a predicted model, not a curated record.